AUGCCGCCGGCGGCGCUGCCCAGCUUUGCUCUCCUCCGCCUUGCCAUCUCAAUUGCCAUGCUUCUGGUGCAACAAGCUCGUUUGCUCCCUGCUGUGGCCGUGGCCCGGACCAAACUGACCGCGGGAGACACCCUGACGGUGCCGGACUACAUCACCAGCCCAUCCGGCAGCUUCGCCUUCGGCUUCCGCGCCCACGACUCCGACCCGACCAAAUUCCUCCUCGCCACGUGGUUCCGGUUCGGUUCCAUGCCGCCGCAGGCACACUCCGUGGUGUGGUUCGCGAAAGAGUCCGCCAUGGGCACCACGCCUAACGCCACGGCACGGUCCGUCCUCAGCAUCCCCGCAGACGGCCAGCUCAAGCUCACCGACGGCAGCAUAGAGCUUUGGAGGGCCCCGACCCCCAGCAUGAAGCGUGGGUCCGUCCUCAUGCUAACAGACUCCGGCAACGUUCAGCUCCUCGGGGACGGCGACAAUGUGCUCUGGGAAAGCUUUGGGUUCCCGACGGAUACCCUCCUUCCGGGUCAAUCUUUGGAGGGGUUUCUCUUCUCCAAGCGCGCGGACACGGAGUUCACCACGGGUCGGUUCAGCUUGGCAGCCCAGAGCGACGGUAAUGUCGUCCUCUGCAUCGACCUCUUCACCGGUGACAUAUUGCAAAACGCUUACUGGGCCACAGCCACCAACGGCCCAUACGGCAACACGACCAUCACCUUGGACGAGUAUGGCCACCUAAGCUACACUCUCUAUGACGGCAGCAUCAACAACUUGAUUUCGCCUCUCGCCACUGGCAGGAACUAUUUCCGGUUCGCCAGGAUGGACCCCGACGGCAUCGUCCGUGCCUACGCCCAUCCUAAACAUGGCGGCGGUGGCGGCCAUAACACGACUUGGACCGUGUCGGGCACGCUCCCCAGUGGCGGGGGCUGCGAGUUGAAGACGACCAGGAUGCAAGGCAUGUGCGGCCCUGGGUCGUACUGCGUGGAGACCAAAGAGCGGCUCAACUGCCUGUGCCCGAGUGGAUACACUUACAUCGAUGCAGAGCACACUGAGAGUAGCUGCACGCCGGGGUUCGAGCCACAGAGGUGUGGCGAGGAGAACAUCUCUGACAAGUUCUCACUCGUAGAGCUGCCAAACACCAUCUGGGAGCUUUCAAUAUACUACAAGAAGUUCCCAUCGGUCUCAGAGGAGCAGUGCCACGACUACUGCCUCAAUGAUUGCUUUUGUGCGGCAGCGCUGAUGAUCAACGGAUCCGAUUGUGUCGAGUUGGGGGCACUCGUGUACGGGAGGCAGGGAAAUGACGUCAAAACGAAGGCGUUGAUCAAGGUCCAUAUAAGAUCGUCACCAUUUGCUUGGCCUUAA
Molecule: messenger RNA, 1353 nt
Organism: Triticum dicoccoides
Lineage: Eukaryota; Viridiplantae; Streptophyta; Magnoliopsida; Poales; Poaceae
Product: G-type lectin S-receptor-like serine/threonine-protein kinase LECRK3
Exons: 2
Coding region: 1-1353 (450 amino acids)
Source: RefSeq, a predicted model, not a curated record